CGAGCAGCGGCUUCGUUCUCAGCACUCCCCCCUGCCUAUCCCCGCUCUCCCUCUGGGGCGGGCCGGGAUGCGUCCCGCCGGGGAAGCCGACCCUCCCUGCCAGCCAGAAACCGGCCCUGUGAAUGGGGCCGAUGUCAAGGAGCCUGCCUUCCCCAUCCUGGUGCUUUGCACUCCUGUUGGACCGCAGCUCUCAGCCUUCUGGAGGUUGUAGUCCAGCGCGUGGGGAAGGCACCGGGUUGGGGAAGGCUGCAGGAAGCACAUUGUAUUGUCAGUGGCCCAACCCCCCGCCUGUUUCCCUGUCGCUCUUUUGGCUCCAGUUAUUGAGCAAAAGCUGCAAUCGUACGAACCCUUGCUUGGUUUUCUGCGGUUCAGGAAAAGAAGACUGAAGAAGCGGCAGGGAAACACAGGACAAUUAACUAGUGGAAGAGGACAACGCCUGAAUAUCCCUUCCCCUUCCUAAAAUUUUGUGAAUGAGAGAGAGGGAUGCUGCCUAAUAACAUCCAGCAGUUAGAUCCGGAAACCUUCCGCCAGCCCAUGCUGCUGAGAAGCAGUGACUGGCCCAAAGUCACUCAGUGAGCUUUAUGGUGGAGGACUAGAAUCCAGACCUCCUGAGAUUGGAUGUAGUCUUGGCCACCCAUUUGGACAGCAUUAAAAGGAGAUUGGAUAACUGCACAGAAGAGAAGGCUAUCAAAGGCUACUAGUCCAAUAGCUACAUGCUACCUCCAGUACAGAUGCAGUAUGCCUGUGUACGUCAGUUUAUGGAGCACUUGGGCAGGCGUGUGCUUUUGGAUCACGUCCUGCUCGUUCACCCCUGGACCAGAAUUCUGUGCCCUUUUGUAAGAUCUAGAAGGCUGAUAACUUGCAACCCCUUCAACAGAAAACAGUAAAGCAGAAUGUUGCCAAUUCUAAGAUGAGUCUUUUCAUAUCAAAUAUUUAGAAUUGGCAUUAACAUGACAAAAUUGUCCCAUUUUUCCAAUGUGGAAAGAGUGAAUAAAAAGAAAAUGUCAGUGGAUGAGGUUCAGUUCUAAUUCUCACCUAUGUUCUCCUGAAAUAAAUAGUUUUCACAUCUUAGUCGUUCUAAGAUUUUUUUUAAUUGAUGAAAAAUGAGUUUUUCAAAGUCUAAAUUAUCCAGCUAAAUGAUGUGGAAGAUAGUAUGGUGCUACAGAAAGAUACUGCCUUAAUACUAGUGAAUGUUGCCCUAUCUAUUUACUUUGUUGAUGUAUUAUUAAUUAGUUUGAAUGUGGCAAGUUAAUGAAAGGGAGUUCUUGAAUAAUAGACUGGAGAAACUGGAUGAUUAAAACAAUGCUGGUGCUUCCUUUCCAGAUAAAUGUAAGCUUUAAAGCACAGGUUUUUGUCCUGAAUUAAUCAAUUUAGAAAAGUUAAAAGAUUUUAAACAUGGCUCCAAGGAUUGAAAACUGCAGUUGCUGACAGUUUUAUUUUGUGUAUGCAUGCAUAAUAUGUUUGCUGCUGCUACGAAAAGUUUUGUUAAGCAGGUUGGUGAUGGAGGUCGAUUAAUUCCUGUUCGUAGCCUCAGUGAAGCUGAUAAAUAUCAACCCCUCAGUCUUGUAAUCAAGAAAAAAAGCUGUUUUCUUUGCAGAAGAUCCAAAUUUGUUUCAACACCAUUCAGCCUAAAAGACAUUCUUCAAGGAGAGAAAGAAAUUUCAGCUGGUAUUUCGUCUUACCAGUUACUGAAUUAUGAAGACAAGUCAGAUGUAGCACGCAAUGGCGGACGAGGAAAUCACAUCAUAAACUCUGCUGGGGUCAAUAUUGCUGGAUCAGAUUCCCUUGCAGUGAAGGCUUCAUUUGGCAUAGUAACUAAACAUGAGGUUGAGGUACCAACAUUACUCAGAGAACUAACUAGUAGGAAAAUGAAUUUUGAACACUGUCUUGUUCGUCAGUCACGAGAGAGUAAGAGGACAGUUCUUUGCGUGGUUAUGGAGAGUAUUCGAACAACACGGCAGUGCUCGCUCUCUGUGCACGCAGGCAUGAGAGGAGACACAAUGAGAUUCCAUAUUAUUGAUGAUCAUAAUUACAAAGGGCGUGACAAAGCUAUCGUCUUUCCUGCACAUACAACUAUUGCAUUUAGUGUAUUUGAACUUUAUAUUCACUUGGAUGGUAAUUUUGAGCUUUGUCUCACUCCAGAAUCAAAAGGAGGAUUUGAAAGAGAGCCAUCAAGAUCAUUUUCGCUAACCAGAUUAAAAAAUCAUCUGUUUUAUAGAAACAAAAGGGUAAUGGAUAUCAUCGCUCACUCAGAUAAUUACUUAGACGACCUUUUUGCCGACUACUAUGAAAAAGCUGCAAGCAUGACUGAGAUCUCCGCAAGCUAUUUCCGGGAAGGGGCUCACGUACGAGUGAAUCUACUUAAUCAUAAUAUCCCCAAAGGCCCUUGUUCCCUGUGUGGAAUGGGGAGCUCCAGAAGGGAGACAGUCUAUGGUUGUCUUGAGUGUUCUUUCAACGGACAAGCAUUUGUACGGUUACAUGCAGUGCCUUGCUUUGACCUAUGGCACAAGAGGGUCAAGUAACAUUUUCUAUGAAAGCCUAUGCACUGAAUCAGAUUCAAAAGGAUGCAUUUGGCUUCCCUUUAAAUCAGUGGAAUGCUAUGAAUGUUGGCUCCAGCCCCUCCCCCCCCAUCCAUUGAAAUGUUUGCUGGUGCCAUCAGAAGCUUUUUUAUUAUUAUUUUUGGCCUUUUAAUUGUGAUAUGUGGCAAUCUUCAAAAGGAAUUGCUGCUGGGAUGUUAACCUUCUUCUCUGCACAGGCAGCACUCCUUCUCCUGCCCUGUGACUCCAGCCACCCCCUGCAUGGCAGUUAAGCUUAGGAAAAAAGAACCCUACUGAUGCCAAUUAAGCCUUUUUCCUAAGAGUAUUGGAGGUACAGGGGGGGACAGUGGAGACAAUUGCCCCCUGAAUGUUGUGGCUCACCCAAAUUCUUCCAUCACAUGGCCUUUUGGGCUGAGGGCAAAAAACCAUUAUUUCACUGAUGCCUAUAGAAAAAGUUUUCCCCCCAUGCUUAACUGCACAGGGUGGGGGCAAUUUUCCCCUAGGAAUGAAAGUGAGGAAAGGGGGAGAGGAAUCAGAUCUCUUGACCCCUUUCCUUUGACCCCCUCUUCAUUCCUCCCACUCCCACCCCAGCAUUUUGAAUCUCUCCUGCACUGGAUAGAAUUGUGCACUAUUUUAUUCUGACUUUAAUUAAUUGGUUUUGAUUACUGAUGAGGAAUUGCUUACUAAUAAGAUGAGCAAUGAAAGCAGCAUCUGAGCAGGAAUUGGCACAUGGAAUGACCCUGAUUUAUCAUGAACUAACAUUUGCACCCGUGAUCUGUCAAACUUUUGAAAUCCCAUUUUGAGGAAAAGUUGCCAUUUGGGCGUGCGUUUGAAUGAGAGAGAGAGAAAGUGCUCAUGAAAUAAUCUACCAGCAACUUUUUUUGCAUUUUUGACAGAUUACAAAUUAAUUGCAAAUGAAAGAGAACUACUGAUCUGGGAUGAUCUGGGGCAAGGUACAAAUUUAAAGAUUUAGUUAUGAAAGCUAAAUGAAGUCUAUUUCUCCUAAGUUUGCAUAUAUAAAUAUCUAUUUGCAUAUACCAACUUCACUCAGAUUUAUAUCCUCUGUCCCUGGGCCCCAAAUCUUUACACUUCACUUUCACAUUGAUUUAAAUGGGACUCAAGUGCAGUUGAUGGGAAUCCAGUGCAAUCUAGAUGGGAAUCCUGUGCAUAUACUUUGCCAUAGAAUUCUUUGUGAGUGCUGACUGCAAAAGUAUAAAAUAUGGAGCCACAAAUACUUGUAUCAUCCUGCUUUUAUAGUAAUGUUUUCUUCUACAGAUCAUACUGUACCAGUUUUUAAAUAUUUUCACAGAAUUGCUUAUAAACUUUGUUGUGUUCCUGGGUAAUUCUUUAUAAGUGCAUAAUGCAAAAUAGCUAACGUGUUUUUGAAGUAGAAUCUUGAAACAGCACUUUUUACAUUGAAAAAAAUAUCUAUAUUGUGUAAUUUUAGGAUGCUUUACUUUAACUACAUCACUGAAAGAAAAUAUUAAUAAUUUGUUAAUGGUAUAAAUAUUUAAUUGAAGUAUCAGAUACAGUACAUGUUUGUGCUUGCUCUGAUUAAAGAUAUGUUAAAACAGAAAUAAAGCUAGAUGUUCAAUUUAAAUUCUCACCCUUAUAUCUGUUUCCUGUUAGGCCACUACAAGCCCCAUUUGAUUUUAAAAUGGAAAAGCUUUCUAUUUUUAGUAGCUUGUGAAAUACUUGAAAAUGAUAUAUAUUUUUGGUAAUAAAGAUGUAUCAUUUUGGAAAAAUUAA
This is a messenger RNA of Varanus komodoensis (Komodo dragon), 4286 nucleotides long. It is a transcript of the gene PJVK, whose product is annotated as pejvakin. NCBI's taxonomy places the organism in Eukaryota, Metazoa, Chordata, Lepidosauria, Squamata, Varanidae. Bases 1449 to 2522 code for a protein of 357 amino acids. The transcript is spliced from 8 exons. Gene Ontology annotation, cellular component: cytoplasm. Gene Ontology annotation, biological process: programmed cell death. The record is from RefSeq and is a predicted model, not a curated record.